AGACGUUCGUGAAAAGUCGAUCUCUUUGAGACAGUUUCAGUUCGCGGUAACUGUACAUGUUUUCAUUAUAAUGUUUUUUUACAAUCCAACUUGAAAAAAAAAACACUGUGAUAAAAUAUUUUAUCAGUUACUCUAUUAUUUAUUAUACAACAACGGGAAUAUUUUAUCACUCAAUGGAAAAACAAAAAUGGUUAUUCCUAACGUUACUAUUAACAUAUGCGUUAGCCGAGCAUGGAAAAAAGUCAUCUAAUAGUAAACAGAUCGAUAAUGCAGAAGAGUCUACAGAAUCAAAACCACCAGAAAAACGUGGUUUAAAUAAUGUUCUUGGGUAUGGCCGAGRAACUAAUUCACAUUCCUCGCCGGAAAGUUCUGACUAUUCGGGGCAUCCAUUUGGUAAUAAUAAUGGUCGAGAUGGAAACGGAGGAGAUAAUGAGCAGCUAUCGGUUAACAAUGAAAACCAUAAUAGUGGUGAUAACGGUUUUAGUCACUUCUAUUUUGAAAGGGGUGUCCCAGAUAAUGGAAGAAAUGAGCAGGGGUCCAAUACAGGAUCAAAUGAUCAUCAUAGUUCAGUAGGAGGAAGAAAUUCCAACAACCAUGGUUGGAUGGCCAGUUUCUUUAAYAACGAAGGGAAACCUGACAUUUCCGGUAGAGGGCAUUUUUUCACUCCAGGUAAUGGCGGCGGUGGUGAACAUCCUGGCUUUGGUGGUUCACAUCAAGCAUUUCAAGGGUACGCAAGUGGUGGAGAAAAUAUCGAUGCACACGAAUCAACCAACAACGAUGACUAUAGGAGCCACAUCGGUGGUUUCAGUGGAGGUGGUUUUGGUGGCGGUGGAUACGGAGGUGGAGGCGGUCAUGGUGGAGGAGGAGGUGGACAUGGAUUUGGUGGAUUUGGAGGAGGCGGUCAUGGCUAUGGACAUGGAGGACAUGUCAGGACAGUGUAUGUGACAAAAGAGGUACCAGUUCCGUACCCAGUUCACGUGGAGAAAAAAGUUCUCUACCCCGUCCGUAUACCGUACGAAAAACCAGUUCCGUAUCMGGUCCACAGACCAUAUCCUGUACACAUUGAAAAACAAGUGCCCUACCCGGUCAGAGUGCACGUACCGCAACCAUACCCUGUAACGGUGGAGAAACACGUACCGUUUCCAGUAAAAGUACACGUGGAGAAGCCUGUGGCGGUGCACAUMCCGAAACCUUAUCCGGUAUACAUCGAGAAAAAAGUACCAAUAGCUGUAGACCACCCAGUUCCGUAUCCCGUUAAAAUACCUAUAGACCGUCCAGURCCCAUACACAUACCAGUAGAUAAACCGAUACCAUAUCCAGUGGAAAAGAAAAUACCGUAUCCAGUAAAAAUACCGGUAGACAGGCCGUAUCCGGUGCAUGUACCCAAACCAUAUCCCGUGCACGUUGACAGGCCAGUACCGUAUCCGGUCAAAGUUCCUGUUAAAGUGCCCGUCAAAGUKCCCGUUCCAUACCCAGUGGAAGUCAAAGUACCCGUUCACAUACCGGUGCACACGCAAUCGCAGCAUGGUUACGGCAACGAGCAGACAAAGUACAACCACCAUCAACAACAACAACAACAACAACAACAAUCACACCACGACUCAUUUAGGCAAGGUGGGCUGUUACAUCAAGAGAGCUCGUCGGAUACUACAGGAUAUGGUACUGCAUCCGUAAACAAUUAUGAUAACGGUUUUACUUCGUUUGGCAAUGGCCAAGACCAAGGGACGCCAGACGCCUACGGUGGUAAUGAAGACUAUGGAUCUUCACACGGAUAAUUAGUGCGCAAUUUACCAAUUUAUAUACCAUAGUAAGUGACAUUUGCUGCCAUUUUUUCGAGCUCAUUGCGCUUAACGCAAUCAAGCAUAUUUUAGACUUGUAUUAUAACACUGUAAUAAUAAUAGUAAGUACCUAUACCAUGCAUACCAAUAAAAAU
Molecule: messenger RNA, 1933 nt
Organism: Diuraphis noxia (Russian wheat aphid)
Lineage: Eukaryota; Metazoa; Arthropoda; Insecta; Hemiptera; Aphididae
Source: RefSeq, a predicted model, not a curated record